Panthera uncia (snow leopard) is the source of this 6059-nucleotide messenger RNA. It is a transcript of the gene RNF20, whose product is annotated as ring finger protein 20. Gene Ontology annotation, molecular function: ubiquitin protein ligase activity; metal ion binding. NCBI's taxonomy places the organism in Eukaryota, Metazoa, Chordata, Mammalia, Carnivora, Felidae. Bases 131 to 3058 code for a protein of 975 amino acids. The record is from RefSeq and is a predicted model, not a curated record. Gene Ontology annotation, cellular component: HULC complex; nucleus. The transcript has 20 exons.
UCCUCGCCUGCGGGUCAGGGGUGAGAAGCGGUGCUGCAGAACGGACCCUGGUGAAUAACUUCCCUGAGUUCCACUCCCCGGUGGCGCGAGUUGGAAGAACCUAGGAAAACUGCUGUCAUCUGGUGUCAAGAUGUCCGGAAUUGGAAAUAAAAGAGCAGCUGGAGAGCCUGGCACAUCCAUGCCUCCGGAGAAGAAGACAGCUGUUGAAGAUUCAGGGACCACAGUGGAGACAAUUAAGCUCGGGGGUGUCUCUUCAACGGAGGAGCUAGACAUUCGAACACUGCAAACCAAAAAUCGCAAGCUGGCAGAGAUGCUGGAUCAGCGGCAGGCCAUUGAAGAUGAACUCCGUGAGCACAUUGAAAAACUGGAACGAAGACAGGCCACUGAUGAUGCCUCACUGCUGAUUGUCAACCGGUACUGGAGUCAGUUUGAUGAAAACAUCCGUAUCAUCCUUAAACGUUACGAUCUGGAGCAAGGUUUGGGAGAUCUCCUCACAGAAAGAAAAGCCCUUGUCGUGCCGGAACCAGAACCAGACUCCGAUAGCAAUCAGGAACGGAAAGAUGACCGAGAGAGAGGCGAGUGGCAAGAGCCAGCUUUCUCUUUCCUCGCUACCUUGGCCAGCAGUUCCAGUGAAGAAAUGGAAUCUCAGCUGCAGGAGCGUGUGGAGUCCUCCCGCCGAGCCGUGUCCCAGAUUGUGACUGUCUAUGAUAAAUUACAGGAAAAAGUAGAGCUCCUGUCGCGGAAGCUAAACAGCGGAGAUAAUCUGACAGUGGAGGAAGCGGUGCAGGAGCUGAAUUCCUUCCUUGCUCAAGAGAAUAUGAGGCUACAGGAAUUGACAGACCUCCUUCAGGAGAAGCAUCGCACCAUGUCUCAGGAGUUCUCCAAGUUGCAGAGUAAAGUGGAGACAGCUGAGUCACGAGUUUCUGUCCUGGAGUCCAUGAUCGAUGACCUGCAGUGGGAUAUUGACAAAAUCCGAAAGAGGGAACAGCGACUCAACCGACACUUAGCAGAAGUCCUAGAACGGGUGAAUUCGAAAGGUUAUAAGGUCUAUGGAGCGGGGAGCAGUCUCUAUGGUGGCACAAUCACUAUCAAUGCCCGGAAGUUUGAGGAAAUGAAUGCAGAGCUUGAGGAGAACAAAGAGUUGGCUCAGAACCGUCACUGUGAGCUGGAGAAACUUCGGCAAGACUUCGAGGAGGUCACUACACAAAAUGAAAAGCUGAAGGUGGAAUUGCGGAGUGCGGUGGAAGAGGCGGUUAAGGAGACUCCGGAAUACCGCUGUAUGCAGUCACAGUUCUCCGUCCUGUACAACGAGAGCCUACAGUUGAAAGCGCACUUGGACGAGGCCCGGACUCUGCUGCAUGGCACCAGGGGGACCCACCAGCGCCAAGUUGAGCUCAUCGAGCGAGAUGAGGUUAGUCUUCAUAAGAAGCUGAGGACCGAAGUGAUCCAGCUGGAAGAUACUCUGGCCCAAGUCCGCAAGGAGUAUGAAAUGCUGAGGAUAGAGUUUGAGCAGACCCUUGCUGCCAACGAACAAGCAGGCCCCAUAAACCGGGAGAUGCGCCACCUCAUCAGUAGCCUCCAGAAUCACAAUCACCAGCUGAAAGGGGAGGUCCUAAGGUAUAAGCGGAAGUUGAGAGAAGCCCAGUCUGACCUGAACAAGACGCGCCUGCGCAGCGGCAGUGCCCUCCUGCAGUCUCAGUCUAGUACUGAGGACCCGAAGGACGAGCCCACGGAGCUGAAGCAAGAUCCUGAGGACUUAUCUGCCCAGUCCUCUGCAUCAAAGGCAUCUCAGGAGGAAGUCAACGAAAUUAAGUCCAAACGGGAUGAGGAAGAGCGAGAACGAGAAAGGAGGGAGAAAGAGAGGGAGCGAGAAAGAGAGCGGGAGAAGGAAAAGGAGAGAGAACGAGAGAAGCAGAAACUGAAAGAGUCAGAAAAAGAAAGAGACUCUGCUAAGGACAAAGAGAAAGGGAAACAUGAUGAUGGAAGGAAAAAGGAAGCAGAAGUUAUCAAACAAUUGAAGAUUGAACUCAAGAAGGCACAGGAGAGCCAAAAGGAGAUGAAACUAUUGCUAGAUAUGUACCGCUCUGCCCCAAAGGAACAGAGAGACAAAGUUCAGCUAAUGGCAGCUGAGAAGAAGUCUAAGGCGGAGUUGGAAGACCUGAGGCAAAGACUCCGGGAUCUAGAGGAUAAGGAGAGAAAGGAGAAUAAGAAGAUGGCUGAUGAGGAUGCCUUGAGGAAGAUCCGGGCAGUGGAGGAGCAGAUAGAGUACCUGCAGAAGAAGCUGGCCAUGGCCAAGCAGGAGGAAGAGGCUCUCCUCUCUGAGAUGGAUGUUACAGGCCAGGCCUUUGAAGACAUGCAGGAGCAGAAUAUCCGUUUAAUGCAGCAGUUGCGGGAGAAGGAUGAUGCAAAUUUCAAGCUCAUGUCAGAACGUAUUAAGUCCAAUCAGAUCCACAAGUUACUUAAAGAAGAGAAGGAGGAGCUGGCUGACCAGGUUUUGACUUUAAAGACUCAGGUUGAUGCUCAGUUACAGGUAGUAAGGAAAUUGGAAGAGAAGGAGCAUCUGUUACAAAGCAACAUUGGCACAGGGGAGAAGGAACUGGGUCUUAGGACUCAAGCCUUAGAGAUGAAUAAACGCAAGGCGAUGGAGGCAGCCCAGCUUGCAGAUGACCUCAAAACACAACUGGAAUUGGCUCAGAAGAAGCUACAUGAUUUUCAGGAUGAGAUUGUGGAGAACAGUGUCACCAAAGAAAAGGACAUGUUCAAUUUCAAACGAGCCCAGGAGGACAUCUCUAGACUUCGAAGGAAGCUGGAGACCACAAAGAAACCAGACAAUGUACCCAAAUGUGAUGAGAUCCUGAUGGAGGAGAUUAAGGAUUACAAGGCACGCCUGACCUGUCCAUGUUGCAACAUGCGUAAAAAGGAUGCCGUACUUACCAAGUGUUUUCACGUGUUUUGCUUUGAGUGUGUGAAGACACGCUAUGACACCCGUCAGCGCAAAUGUCCCAAGUGUAACGCUGCAUUUGGUGCCAAUGAUUUCCAUCGCAUCUACAUUGGUUGAGCCAAGCCAAGAGAAGAAGAGGGAAUGGCUAGACAGGCACCUAUUCAGUAACCAUCAAACCUCUACCUCUUCUCACCUUGACUGUCACCUACGGGCAGUUUAUCUGUCAACUACCUUUCCUUUGCAGACUGUACGUCCAGGUUCUCCUCCCUAAUAGCUACAUGACUUCAGGGAAAAGGACUGGUAAAGGCAAGUCUUGGGUUUUAGAUGAAUUAGAAACAAACCUCUUAUUUGUCUUCCCCACCAGCUUGUUUCUUUCCUUUUAGAUUUUUUCAGCAUUUUCUUCUUCAGGCUUAACUGCAUAAAUAAUCGUGGAUUGUGCAUUCCUCCUGAAGAAGCAAGUUGGUACUCUUGACAUGGAGAAGGGAACAAAGAAGAGUGGAGACACAUGGCUAUUUUGGGGAGUGAGGGCGAUCUUUUAGAAAUAAGCUAUCCGUGGGCACAAACAUUUCUUGAUUUGGGUAGUAAACUUUUUGUAGACUCGGAUUAUAAAAUGGUAUAAUUGUGCUUUUUCCUGGAUGGUUUGAAGCCUUAAUGAAAUUAUGUCCAGGAUGAUUUAGUUCAUUUCCUAUUCACUAACAAAGUAACUUGUUAAGGUCAGCUGGUUUCCAUGUUGAAGUUAUUUAAGUUUUGAAUGUUCUACUCAUUGAAAGGUCUUUAAAUUUCUUGAGGCCAGAAUAAUUUCAAAUGCAAUCGCCCCUUUUAUCUUAUAAUGAAAUCAAGAUUGGAGAGGAUGGGGAACAGGACUGAGAUGGUGAAGAGAUCUUCUGGGUACUCUGGGAACUUGAUUACAGGGAGGUCUUGGUGAGCCAUGAAUUACUCUCAUCUGCCUCUCUACAGGGAUUCUUGUGAUCCCUGUUCCCCAGAAGAUUCUCUGUAAUGUUUCUGUAGGACUUUAUACUCCAUAAGCUUCAAUUAAAGCAGGAUUCAAUUUGCUUUAGUGUUUGUGUUUUUCUUGGGCAGUAGGUGGUUUGGGUUUGGAUAUUGACUGUUUAUGACACUUGGCUAGGAAAGCUGGCCGCCCAGGAUUGGGGGACUGCAGCCUGUGGAACAUUGUGGAGGAAACCACUAGUCCCAUGGGAAGCUGGGUUUAGGGGAAGGUCCUUUAGCUGGGAAGAGCAGGGAGUGCCUAGUCCCAACUAGUUUGAAGUCCUGGCAACAUGGAGAGCUCUUAUAGUCAUUUUGAGAUAAUUAUCAAAAAUGGUGGUGGUUUUUGGACAGUCUGGCUUCUUUUUACAGACGAGGCCAAUGAAGGGACUUCAGGGAUACCCAUAAAUUGUAUACAAAAUUUUGUUUGUGUUGUAUAUACAUUAUUCAUAGCUUUUUUCAGAUUCUCAAAGGAAUUUUGAAACUUCACAAAUCCCAAAGAAGUUCAGACUUACUGCUGUAGAUCCAUAAGGAACUUUUUAGACAAUUUCUUUAAUGCCUAAAUAGAAUGCCAAUUUCAAAGAUUAUUGGAGAAGUACUGGAGUCUUCUCUUUCUUUUUUCAGGUCUUAUGGGGGAUGGUCUCUUUUUUUUCUUGACUUUCCUUUGUUAUCUUGGAAAUUGUCUUGGUAAUUUGGACCAAAGUCUGGGUUGAUCUGCUUUAAGGCAUGUGUCUUUACAUCUUACCCUCUAACUUCUGUAGGGAUCUUUUUCAAAGGUGCUCAGCCAUUUCUGCUAGUUGUGGCAUUCGUACAUGAAUUUCAGUUGGGAUUCCUUAUUUUCUUAAUCUCAAUCCAGAUCCAAAGGCAUAUUUGUCCUUUGAGGGCCGUUCUGUGCACGUAGUACUCUAUGCGUGUCACUUGAGUAAUGAAUGUGAUUUGAUACUGUGGCGAUUCAAGGGGAGCUUCUGGACAAUAGAGAAGUGGUCAUCGGGCUUCUUUUAGACCUAACUGGGAUGGUGAUGCUCACUUCUUGAAGGAAGCUGUGUGCUGCUCUCAUCAGUUUCAUGGUCAUUUGCUGGUGUGGAAUGCCUUUAUGCUUUGGUUUUUAAUUUUGUUGAGGACUGUCGAUUGAUAGAUAAAGCCAAGUACCGGUGAGUCUGCAGAAAAAUUUCGACUACUUGUUAACCAUGAAGCCUGACUUGAGACAAUAAGACAGCUAUAUUGAGAGGAUGUAGACACUGGUGGGUGGUGUGCAUGUUGGAUUGGUUUACACAGUAGGAAACCCCUGGUGUAGAAGUAACCUCAACAUUUCCUGGAUCUGUAAUCGUCCCACCACAAAGAAAAAUUGAGCUUUACUUUCUGGAGGUUUCUGUCCAAGUUUGGUCUCUUCCUAAUGGUAGAUAUCAAGGUCUUAUUUGUAGCAUACUUCACAGAUACUAAAAUAAGGACAUGGAAAGAACAGUGUCUUAACGUAGUUCCCAGUCCCCAGCAGAGGGCCUGGCACACAGCACUCCAGGAAGGUCCACGUGGUAGGUUAAUUCAGCUCCUUGCUUCUGCUAACAGGUCCUCUGAAGUCUGCUGAAUUGGACCAAUGUGUAAUUCAAACCCUACUCACGUUUUUUCACCGUCCAAGUGGAAACAAUUUUUCCUCAUAUAUUGAAGUUACUCUUCAAAUUUGAUUUUCCUAAAAUAUAUUACUAUAUUUUAAAUUUCCUUUUGUAGUGAUAACAAAAGGAAUUAUUAUGAAUUCUAAAACUACUACCUCUGUUCAAGAUAACCCAUGAUAGCUAGGGUGUCUUUUGUAGGUUUAGUCUUGUUUUGAGGGAAAUCAUAGAUAAAGUUGGAAGCAGUACAUUUGCAUUAAUAAAAUAAUGCUAUGCUCUGAGGAUUCCAGGUUACUAAACUUUAUGGAGUAGAAUGAUUGGAAAGAUAGGAUGUGGGAGCUGAAAGGAACUUUAAAUAAACUAUGUCCUUAUUUUAAAGAGGAGGAAACCGGUCCCAGGGCCACUCAGUUUAGUAGUAACAGCAGAAUCAAAAUGUGGCAAUCAGACCUCUGUUUUCUUUUACCCUAAGUGGAGACCUGUACAAAUAAGAGUGCAUGUUAUCAGGAAGAUAAUAAAUUAAAAUACUUUGA